CCGGGCAGUUCUGCUUGGGCAGGGCUGAACUGAGAUCCCAGUCCUACCGUGCACCUGAGCCACAUGGAUCGCCUGUGUGGCUCCGGGAAGCUGGGCUCCAAGUUCUGGGACUCCAACCUGUCUGUAUAUACCAAUACACCAGACCUCACACCCUGUUUCCAGAACUCCUUGCUGGCCUGGAUCCCCUGCAUCUACCUGUGGGCCGCUUUGCCCUGUUACCUGUUCUAUCUACGGCACCAUAAGCUCGGCUACAUCGUCCUCUCCCGAUUGUCCAGGCUCAAGACGGCCCUAGGUGUUCUGCUGUGGUGUAUCUCAUGGGUGGACCUCUUCUACUCCUUCCAUGGCCUGAUCCACGGCUCGUCCCCUGCACCUGUCUUCUUUAUCACACCGUUGGUGGUGGGGAUCACCAUGCUGCUUGCCACACUGCUGAUUCAGUAUGAGCGGCUCCGGGGGGUGCAGUCUUCAGGGGUGCUCAUCAUCUUCUGGCUCCUGUGCGUCAUCUGCGCCAUCAUACCCUUCCGCUCCAAGAUCCUCUCCGCCGUGGCAGAGGGUAAGAUCUCCGAUCCCUUCCGCUUCACCACUUUCUACAUCUACUUUGCCCUGCUGCUCAGCGCCCUCGUCCUGUCCUGCUUCAAGGAGAAACCACCUUUGUUCUCCCCAGUGGAUGUGGACCCUAAUCCUUGCCCAGAGUCCAGUGCUGGCUUCUUCUCCCGCCUAUCUUUCUGGUGGUUCACAAAGCUAGCCAUCCUCGGCUACCGACGUCCCCUGGAGGAGCGCGACCUCUGGUCUCUGUCGGAGGAGGACUGCUCUCACAAGGUAGUACAACGGCUGCUGGAAGCAUGGCAGAAGCAGAAGAACCAGGCGUCAGGGCCCCAGGCUGCAACAGAUGAACAAAAGGUCCCAAGUGAAGAUGAUGUCCUACUGAGGGCCCAGCCCAAGUCCAAGAAGCUCUCCUUUCUGUGGGCGUUGGUGAGAACCUUCACCUCCAGCUUGCUCAUGGGUGCCUGCUUCAAGCUGAUCCCAGACCUGCUUUCCUUCAUCAACCCGCAACUGCUCAGCAUACUCAUCAGGUUUAUUUCUGACCCCAAGGCCCCAACCUGGUGGGGCUUCCUGCUGGCCGGGCUGAUGUUCAUGAGCUCCAUGAUGCAGAUAUUGAUCCUACACCAGUAUUUCCACUGCAUCUUUGUGAUGGCCUUGAGGGUACGGACUGCCAUCAUAGGCGUCAUCUACAGGAAGGCUCUGGUCAUCACCAACUCAGCCAAACGUAAGUCCACCGUGGGAGAAAUGGUCAACCUCAUGUCAGUGGAUGCCCAGCGUUUCAUGGAUGUGUCCCCUUUCAUCAACCUGCUGUGGUCUGUACCCUUGCAAGUCAUCCUGGCAAUAUACUUCCUCUGGCAGAUCCUGGGACCAUCAGCCCUGGCUGGAGUGGCAGUCAUAAUCUUGCUAAUACCACUCAACGGAGCUGUGUCCAUGAAGAUGCGGACCUACCAGGUUCAGCAAAUGAAGUUCAAGGACUCUCGCAUCAAGCUGAUGAGCGAGAUCCUGAAUGGCAUCAAAGUGCUGAAGCUGUACGCUUGGGAGCCCAGCUUCUUGGGGCAGGUAGAAGGCAUCAGGCAGGGCGAGCUUCAGCUGCUGCGCAAGGGUGCCUACCUGCAGGCUAUCUCCACCUUCAUCUGGGUCUGCACCCCCUUCCUGGUAACCCUGGUUACCCUCGGAGUGUACGUGUGUGUGGAUGAGAACAACGUGUUGGAUGCUGAGAAGGCCUUUGUGUCUGUGUCUUUGUUCAACAUCUUAAAGAACCCUCUCAACAUGCUGCCUCAGUUAAUCAGUGGCCUGACCCAGGCCAGUGUGUCUCUGAAACGGAUCCAGGAUUUCCUGAACCAAGAUGAACUUGACCCCCAGUGUGUGGAAAGAAAGACCAUCUCCCCAGGCUAUGCUAUCACUAUAAACAAUGGCACCUUCACCUGGGCCCAGGACCUGCCACCUACCCUGCACAGACUAAACAUUCAAAUCCCAAAGGGGGCACUGGUGGCUGUGGUGGGGCCCGUGGGCUGUGGGAAGUCCUCCCUGGUGUCUGCUUUGCUCGGAGAGAUGGAGAAGCUGGAGGGCAUGGUGUCUGUGAAGGGCUCUGUGGCCUAUGUGCCUCAGCAGGCGUGGAUCCAAAACUGCACACUUCAGGAGAAUGUGCUGUUUGGCCAACCCAUGAACCCCAAGCGCUACCAACAGGCUCUGGAGACGUGUGCCCUACUAGCUGACCUAGACGUGCUUCCUGGCGGGGACCAGACAGAGAUUGGCGAGAAGGGCAUCAACCUAUCUGGAGGCCAGCGGCAACGAGUGAGUUUGGCCCGAGCCGUUUAUAGUAAUGCCAGCAUUUUUUUGCUUGAUGACCCACUGUCAGCUGUGGACUCUCAUGUGGCUAAACAUAUUUUCGACCAAGUGAUUGGACCAGAAGGUGUACUGGCAGGCAAGACCCGGGUGCUGGUCACCCAUGGCAUCAGCUUCCUGCCCCAGACGGACUUCAUCAUUGUGCUUGCUGACGGACAGGUGUCUGAGAUAGGCCACUACUCGGCCCUCCUGAAGCAUGAUGGCUCAUUUGCCAACUUCCUCCGGAACUAUGCACCGGAUGAAGACCAGGAGGACCAUGAAGCCUUGCAAAUCGUAGAUGAGGAGGUGCUCCUGGUGGAAGACACACUCAGCACCCACACAGACCUGACGGACAAUGAGCCAGCCAUCUACGAGGUCCGCAAGCAGUUCAUGAGACAGAUGAGCUCCUUGUCUUCAGAAGGGGAGGGCCAGAACCGGCCUGUGCUCAAGAGACACACGAGUCUAUCAGAGAAGGAGCCACAGGUGACAAAGACUAAGGAGACCGGUGCGUUGAUCAAAGAGGAGGUGGCAGAGACAGGCAAUGUGAAGCUGAGCGUGUUCUGGGAUUAUGCCAAGUCUGUGGGGCUCUGUACCACCGUAGCUAUCUGCCUCCUGUACGCUGGCCAGAGUGCGGCUUCAAUUGGAGCCAGUGUGUGGCUCAGUGCCUGGACCAAUGACGCGGUGGUACAAGGCCAGCAGAACAACACCUCCACGAGGCUAGGCGUCUAUGCUGCCCUAGGGCUACUGCAAGGACUCCUGGUCAUGCUGUCAGCCUUCACGAUGGUGGUCGGCGCCAUCCAGGCUGCCCGCCUGCUGCACGCAGCUCUGCUGGACAACAAGAUUCGUUCGCCCCAGUCCUUCUUCGACACCACGCCGUCGGGCCGCAUCCUCAACCGUUUCUCUAAGGACAUCUACGUCAUCGAUGAGGUUCUGGCCCCCACCAUCCUCAUGCUGUUCAACUCCUUCUUCUCGUCCAUCUCCAUCCUCGUGGUCAUCAUCGCCACCACGCCGCUCUUCAUUGUGGUCGCCCUGCCGCUGGCUGUUCUCUACGGCUUUGUACAGCGUUUCUAUGUGGCCACAUCACGGCAGCUGAAGCGGCUGGAAUCCAUCAGCCGCUCACCCAUCUUCUCCCACUUCUCGGAGACGGUGACGGGCACCAGUGUCAUCCGGGCCUAUGGCCGAAUCCAGGACUUCAAGGUCCUCAGUGAUACUAAGGUGGACAACAACCAGAAGAGCUGCUACCCCUACAUCGCCUCCAACCGGUGGCUGGGUAUCCACGUGGAGUUUGUGGGGAACUGUGUGGUGCUCUUUGCUGCCCUGUUUGCAGUGAUUGGGAAAAACAGCUUGAAUCCAGGCCUCGUGGGACUUUCUGUGUCCUAUGCCCUACAGGUGACUUUGGCUUUGAAUUGGAUGAUACGGAUGAUAUCUGACUUGGAGUCGAAUAUCAUAGCCGUGGAGAGAGUCAAGGAGUACUCCAAGACUGAGACUGAGGCUCCCUGGGUGAUUGAGUGCAACCGUGCUCCAGAAGGUUGGCCCACCCGCGGGGAGGUGGAGUUCCGGAACUACUCUGUGCGGUACCGCCCGGGCCUUGAGUUGGUGCUGAAAAACCUGACUCUGCGUGUGCAGGGUGGGGAGAAGGUCGGCAUCGUGGGCCGUACUGGGGCUGGCAAGUCUUCCAUGACUCUCUGCCUCUUCCGAAUCCUGGAGGCCGCGGAGGGUGAGAUACGCAUUGACGGGCUCAACGUGGCACACAUCGGCCUCCAUGACCUGCGUUCUCAGCUCACCAUCAUCCCUCAGGAGCCCAUCCUGUUCUCGGGGACCCUGCGCGUGAACCUAGACCCCUUUGGCCGUUACUCAGAGGACGACAUCUGGAGGGCCCUGGAGCUGUCCCAUCUUCACACCUUUGUGAGCAGCCAGCCCGCCGGCCUGGAUUUCCAAUGCUCUGAGGGUGGGGAUAAUCUCAGUGUUGGCCAGAGGCAGCUCGUGUGCCUUGCCCGAGCCUUGCUCCGAAAGAGCCGAGUCCUGGUUUUGGAUGAGGCCACCGCUGCCAUUGAUCUGGAGACUGAUGACCUCAUCCAGGGCACCAUCCGGACCCAGUUUGAAGACUGCACUGUCCUGACCAUUGCCCAUCGGCUCAACACAAUCAUGGACUACAACAGGCUCCCUGGACACUGGCAACUGCGUGGACCACCUCUGUGCUCCUUUAUCUGGGUCCUGGUCUUGGACAAAGGGAAAGUAGCUGAAUUUGAUUCUCCAGUCAACCUCAUUGCGGCCAGAGGCAUCUUCUAUGGAAUGGCCAAGGAUGCAGGACUCGCCUAGAAUAUACAUGCCAAGGGGCUCUUCCUUGCCUGAACUGACAGCAGGCAUCUGCAGAAUGGAUGUGAUGGCAACGAGUGGGGCUGUUUAUGAGAUUUCUUUUUUAAUUCUGCAAACUGCCUCACAGACUAGCCAUACUUAACGGAUGAAGAAGUGAGUUGGAGGUCACAACUAGUUCAAAGCCAAGUUCAGAGCAGUGCCUGGGUCUGCCGGACCUAGUCUGCCAUUAUUAACAUACUGCAGUUUUAAAGAGACCCGCCUCCUACCUCUACACUUUCAUAUUUUCUUUUUUUAAUGAAACUUUCUCCUCUUGGACCAGGAACUGCUAGGUCAGCGUGUCCCAGGAAUGGAGGAGGCCCUGUAUGGUGCUGUCUGAGUCUACUCUGACAGGACACUGAUGAAAAUAAAGCUGUGUGAUCAACA
Messenger RNA from Psammomys obesus (fat sand rat), 5103 nucleotides. It is a transcript of the gene Abcc3, whose product is annotated as ATP binding cassette subfamily C member 3. Bases 64 to 4683 code for a protein of 1539 amino acids. Gene Ontology annotation, biological process: transmembrane transport. The transcript has 32 exons. Gene Ontology annotation, cellular component: membrane. Gene Ontology annotation, molecular function: ABC-type transporter activity; ATP binding; ATP hydrolysis activity. Lineage: Eukaryota; Metazoa; Chordata; Mammalia; Rodentia; Muridae. The record is from RefSeq and is a predicted model, not a curated record.